AGGCCCCUAGUGUGUGUCAUCUGGACCCAUUCCAGCUGUGAACUGGCUGUGCAAAAUGCAGCUCAGACUUCUGUUUUUCUGCCACAUCUCAGAGAGGGAAGUGUAUUUUUUUUUCUCUAAGCUUAGAGAGUAUUUACUGCAGUGGUUUCUGUUGGGGGGGGGAGCUCCGGCCUCUGUACUCAUCUAAGCUGCUUAAUUUUUAUAUUUGUGCCAGUCUGUAAAUGGAUCCUUCACUGUAAUAACGGGCCCUUACGAGCUGACUUUGUAGAGAAGCUGGCCCUUUGCACAGUGGGCAGUGAUGCGGUUCUUGGCUUCUUCGGGCCAUGCUGUGGAGCAAGACCCAGCUGGAGCAGAUCCUCAGUCCCUCUUACAUAUUUCCCUUCUACAGAGGUAUUUUCUAGAGGCCAUAUUUAUCACUGGGCCUUCGUGACUGUCCACUUGGAACACUAAAUAGACCUCUGUUAUUUAAGCCACAAGCCUUUGCCAAGGGCCAGAGCCUGAGUUUUUUUUUCAAAUAUGUGUCCCCUUUUGGGUUCUCCAAGUCUGGUGGGAGUCUGGAAAGUGUUGCGAUGGUUGAUUAUGGGCUGUCAGGUACAGAGGGUGGCGUACAGGUUAGAGCCCUCAGGCCAGCCUCAGGAAUCCAAAUCUUCCACCUGUCCCCAACACUGUGACGAGUGCCAGCCUGACCAAAAGUGACCUGCCAAGAGUGGAGCCAUCGGCCACCACCUGCAGGUUGGCAUCCCCUUGGGGUGCUGACUAUUCUUUGCAGGUUGCACUUAAAAAGAAAUAACUCACAAUCACCAAUAAAGCCUUAUGUGAUCUUAUCUGCAUUUUUUUUUUCAUGCAGAAAGAGAGACUUGCAAAGAGGCAAAGUAGCUUGUCUAAGAUAGUAGAACCAGGAACUAUUAGGGUUGAGGAUUGAACCCAGGCAUCUUGGCUCCAGAAAUAGGCCCUCCCUGAUGGAUGACCUUGCGGCUGUGGCUGGGGUCUAGUGCCUGACUCCAGAGACAGAGCUAUCUCGAAACCAUCCCCAUUCCAUUUUUCAGACUGCUUUGUCAGAAAGGCCUUCAUUCUAUGGAACUGAAACCUGUCUCCCCAAGGGUUCCGUUGAUCCUCCUAGGAAAACAUUUUUUAAAUUUUGAACUAAGAUUCAUGGGAACUUGUAAAGAUAGUACAAAGAGGCCCCAUGUACCCUUCACCCAGUUUGCUCUGUUGUAACUACAGUAAACCGUGCGUACUUGCUCUUGACAUCUAAGGCCUCAGCUGGAAAGAGGGUUCCAUUGUGCAGCUCCCCUUGCUCUCAACCAGUGUUGCCAUCACAAAGGGUUUCUUGUCGGUGACAGCGGUGUGUGUGUGGGGGUGGAUCUAGCUCUUAAAGCAAAAACACCAACUGCAUUGUAGAUUUCCUCCACUGGGCUCAGCCCAGAGCAUUUGGGCCAGUUUUCAGCUGACCAACCAAAUUGGGGCCUUAGCUUCUCUGUGGUUAUUUUCCCCUUGAUCCCCAAGGUGGGGACAUCUAUCCGCGUGUUCACUCAGAUGCUUGAGCACCUACUGUGAGUCAGGUCCUGUGCCCAGGAAUUGAAUGAAGGCCAGACAGGACUCAAUCUCCCACCGUGAGCUCAGGUUCCAGACCACGGCCAGCAAAUAGCUGUGUGAUGUGCAGACUGAGAAGACAACUCUGGCUAGGGGGGCAGCACGGAAGAUCUGAGCUGUGUGUCCAGGAACCAGGAGGAGGCUGCCAGAUGACCAAAGAAGGGAACGCUGUGCCCGCUGGAGGGAACGGCAGCUUACACUCUGGGGACUGUAGUGCGUUCCGUGAUGGGGGGCCAUCUGUGGCACCCUCCUGUUUCCCUGUUAGCAAAGUUCCGUCAGAGGCUCAGUGGACGGAUGCUGGCGAGUCCAACGUGGCCAUGAGGAGCCCUUCAUAGAUCCUGUCGGUUCCUGGGGAUGAGACUAACCAGAUGUAUGGCUGCCUCCCCAUCUGUGCCAUGUCCCACAGAGGAUGUCCGCUGUCCAAUGUGAAAGACCUCUGUUUCCAACCUGCAACCUCCACCAUUUGAGAACCCGUCAGCAUGGUUGGUUUUUACUAGAACAGGGUCUCGAGUCUACCAGGGUGUAUUAGCUUCAUAAUACACCCUGACCGCAUGCACUGACCCGUGGGUAAAUCAGCAAGGUUCCGUUUCUGUUGGAGGAGUUUGCCCAGUGCAGUGAGUUGAGUUGUGACGGAGCUGACGCUGAGCGGCUUGGUGAUUUCUCCGACAGUUUUGGCUGUGUCCUCAGCCCUGUGCUGGAGGCAACGCACUGUGGCGUCAGCCUGGAGCAGGAGGCCAUUCUGUCCCAUGGCUGUCGCUGGGGUCGCGCAUCCUGUUCUUGCUGCCCCUGAAGAGAUAGUUGAAUGUAAGUUUUCAGAAAAGAGGCUUGGGUGCAGCCCUGUUUCUUCAUCACUUAUAAUUGGAAUUUCUUCCAUCCAAAGGUUCCUCCUGUCCCUGAUUUUGGUGGUAUUGGUCUGAUGCUAACUUCGAAGAGGCCCUCACAUCCCGGACACAGGCUUAGUGCUUACCACUAAGCCCGACCAACAGCUCUAACUAUGGGUUAUGAGUUGAGGGUAGGAUGACCAAUGAGAAAAAGGGGUCAUUCCAAAGUGGCACUUUUUCAGAACCAGGCUAGGGUAUAACCUGGGUCCAUCUUAGGGAAAUAGACUAGUGGAAUUCAUCCAAGUAGCUCCUGGGGGACCAGUGCCUACUGCUUAGGGGAUAAUCCAGUCAGUGGCUCCCAACUGCACAUUGAGAUUAAAACACUGAACUUUAAAGCAGAUAGGGUGUAGACUGCUACCUGGCCAUCUACACUGCAUUGUGAGGGGUAUACGUGUCUGUCUAUUCCUGUGUGGAGCUGCGUGGCUCUGUGCUAACAGUGACCUCAAGCAGUGCCGUCCCCGGCCCUGACAGCAGAAUCAUCUUUAAGUUUCAUGGGGGUGCAAAGAAGACCCUUUCAGACAAGCUCGGGCUGAGAGGCAGGGGUCACUGGGAAGAAGCAUAUGGAGCACGCAGCUAAAGAGGGGCUCCUCCAGUUCUCCCAGCCUCUCAUUCACACCUUAAACACACAAAAGAAGGUUUUGACCCACCUAAAGGCUUUGAUCCUUGUCACACUGUGGGUAAAUGUUGGGGUCACUAUUCACCUUUCUCCUGCCAUUCUCCAGUGGGGAUCCUGCGCUGCCUCCAUGCUUCCCUCCUUCCCUAGCCCCUCUCCCCUCCUGCGUUUGUAGAUGGCUGCCUCGCCCUCAUCACCUCCUUUGCCCUGUAUGCUUGCUUGAUUCUUUCAUCUGCUCAAGAGAGAGGAGGACUCCUGGCUGCUACCCAGCUGACUGAGCAGGGCCUGGGGGCACCCGCACUGCCACAGCUGGGAAGCCCCCAGGCCCUCUCUGUGCCCCAGUCCAACCUUGGGCACGGCGUGUGGGAAGAUGCACGGCCUGCAGAAACCCAAAACAGUGCCAUGGGCUCUGAAUGCCCCUUGAAGUAUUGUUUCAAUAACUUUGCUGCGAUGGUUUUUCCUGACUGUAUUGCUCAAACUGAGAAAUGCCUGGUACAGAAAAAGGGGCUGGAACAAACACGGAAAUGAGAGCCCUGGGAUGACCCCAGGUCACAUAGCUACUUCGAGAAGGGCCACCUUCAGUGAUAAUGUGAUGUAAAGCCUUGGACCCUGUGUCUGCAGGCUCUGCCCAGACCCUGGUGGGGCAGCAACUGACUAUCCAGGGGACCGAAAGGAGGCCCUCCAUUGCCCACAGUUGUACCCCAGACAGCCCCACUAUGACAGCUCCCACUACCAUGCAUGUCACUGCCUCCUCCUGGGUUUGGGGCCUUUGAGGUCCCUCUGCUACCCACCCCACUAGCGUCUGACCCAUGUCCUAGAAGGUGCUUCAUGCAUGUUUGCUGAGUGAGUGGUGGAGAGGCAGAGCCCAGCCUCGCCCCCGUGGUGUUUGUAAUUAGAAGCUAACUGGAAGCAAGACUUCAUCCUUCCAUAGCCCCCUUGCCAGCCUGCCUAGGCCCUUUGCCCAUCCACCCCACUUCACUGGAUCCCUUUGGUUAGUCCUGGAGACUGAUUAAGGCCAGGACCAGAGAGCGGCCAAGUGCCCCAGCCAGGGGUGGCUGCCUCCCACCAUUCAGGCUGCCAGCUUCCUGGCCCAGGAGGUCAGCUGUCUGCAGAGUCCCCUCCUGGGGCAACGCAGGCCCCACCCUUCCUCCUCCUCAGCCCAGCCACUUGGCGGCUGAAAAACCGGAGGUUUGGAGAGAUUAAGACAUUUGCCCAGGGACCUACUUAAGCGGCCAGCUCCUCAGGGACGCUGGGAUUUGAACGCAGGUCUGUGGCAGGUCUACCUGCAGCUCUGGGACUUCCUUCUGUCCCCUGGGGCCGAGCUCUGCAAUAGCCGUCGCCGAGAGGUGGGACCCAUCUGCCUGAGAACGUAGGUGGGCGUAUCGUGAGGCUGCCGCGCAGGCAGAAAAAGGGGCGCCACGUCCAGGAAAGCCUCGGAGCGGAUGUAGCAGCUUGCCCGCCCCGGCGCCCCCACCCUGACCCAGCUCACCAAAUCCCGGGCGCCCCUUCCCCGACCGGGCUCCCCCCUCCCGCUCCCUCUCAGCUCCGCAAAUCCGCGCUCCCCUGGCUCCGUCCCCUGCACGCCGAGCCCCGCAUGGCCCGGCUGGGCGCGCUGCUCCUGGGCGCGCGGCUCAGCUUCGCACUGCUUCUGGCCGCCGUGGCCAGCGACUAAUGGUACGUCCUGGAGGUGGCGGAAGCCGGCAAUGGCACGGGGCGCACCGCGCAGCUGUCCUCGCACUCGGGGCUCUGGCGUGUCUGCGAAGGGCAAAACAGCUGCAUCCCCCUGAUCGACCCCUUUGCCAGCGAGAACCUGGAUGUCCCCACCUCAGUGCAGCAUCUCAUCUCCCUGCACCGAGCUGUCAUGGUGGUCCUGCCCCUGAGCCUCGUCCUUGUCGUGUGUGGGUGGAUCUGUGGCCUCUUCAGUUCCCUGGCACAGAGUGUCCUGCUGCUGCUCUUCGCCGGCUGCUACUUCUUACUGGGGGGUGCCCUGACCCUGGUGGGGGUCGGCAUCUACAUCAGCUACUCACACCNGGCCUUCGCCGAGACCGCCCGCCAGUACGGCCACCAGCACAUGCAGGGCAUCCGCGUCAGCUUCGGCUGGUCUCUAGCCCUGGCCUGGGGCUCCUGCGCCUCGGAGGCACUCAGUGUCCUCCUCCUGCUCACAGCAGCCCAAGCCCUCAGCCUGAGCCAGCAGCCGGGGGCGCCCCACUCUGCCAGUGCCCUGACCCUGGUGGGGGUCGGCAUCUACAUCAGCUACUCACACCUGGCCUUCGCCGAGACCGCCCGCCAGUACGGCCACCAGCACAUGCAGGGCAUCCGCGUCAGCUUCGGCUGGUCUCUAGCCCUGGCCUGGGGCUCCUGCGCCUCGGAGGCACUCAGUGUCCUCCUCCUGCUCACAGCAGCCCAAGCCCUCAGCCUGAGCCAGCAGCCGGGGGCGCCCCACUCUGUGGUCAUCUGA
Molecule: messenger RNA, 5545 nt
Organism: Ailuropoda melanoleuca (giant panda)
Lineage: Eukaryota; Metazoa; Chordata; Mammalia; Carnivora; Ursidae
Gene: TMEM235
Product: transmembrane protein 235
Exons: 6
Cellular component (GO): apical plasma membrane
Source: RefSeq, a predicted model, not a curated record